AUGAACUCACCACCACGAACUUUCAACGACUGCAAUACUACUACUUCUACAAAUGCAACACGACCAAUUGGGGGAUUAUUUACCACAAUGAUCAUGAGGAGCCCAGCAAUGAGCUCCUUUCGAUUGCCAGGUCUCGAUGGCCUUCCUACCAAUCUGGACCACGACCACAUCAUUGAUCAUACUGCUGGUGCUGCUCGUCCUUCCACCCAGCAGGAAAACGAACGAGUAUUGGCCAUCCUCGACGAAGCCAUCAAGAUCAUUCGGAGUGGCAACGACGACCUUUUCUCUUCCUCCUCCAUCUCCUUUGAAAGUACUACCAAUACUACCAGUAGUCAACAUCCUGCUGAUCCGCGUCAGUGA
This is a messenger RNA of Cylindrotheca closterium, 360 nucleotides long. NCBI's taxonomy places the organism in Eukaryota, Bacillariophyta, Bacillariophyceae, Bacillariales, Bacillariaceae. The record is from the annotation of a GenBank genome assembly.